AUGGCAGAAGAAUCUGAAAGUUCAAGGGAACGUGCCUUGAGCGCCUUGGCAUUCCUACUUCUUGUGUUUGGCCUGGCUGCGCUGCUACAAACAUGGGGUUUCCUCCGUGUCACACAUGCAACUUCUGCUAGAGUGGUUGCAAGAAGCGAAAACACAUUUGGCAUACUGCAGCACAGUCAUCAAACCCCUCAUGGUCCUUUUGCGGUUGACAAUCACCAGGGUACAAGUUUGCCCUUAGAAAGACACAGAGAAGUGCCAAGUCCAAGUAGUGAUGAGAUUGCAAAGAUGCUGCAAGAGACCAAAGCAGCAAACAAACAAGUCCAAAGCGGCUAUGGAUCAAUUCUCGAAGCACUUAAAACGCUGCAGCAACAGACCUCUUACGCGAAACCCGAGAAGUGUGACUCUCCGCGGAAGCUAGUCUUGGAUAGAUGCAUUUGCCCGGCAGGGUCGAAGUGGGACGGCAGCACUUGUGCUCAGAGUCUUGAUGAGAUGUCCUUUUACAUGUACAGAGCACAAAAUGAUCACAAUUAUGUCAUGGGCAAUGUCGACAUGGCAGACUUGGCUGGUGUCAUGUACUACCUACACCACGAAAUUGUGAAAAUCAAUGCGACGCCUGGGGUCAGAAUGAACGGAAUCACGAGGAUUCUUAGAUUCUUGGUCACUGUGCGGCCUUCCAACCAGCUUGUCAGGCAAAUGAAAGCGUUUAUGCCCUUCGUGGCAUUUGAUCUCGGCAAAUGUUCUGUGCCUGGCUGCAACAAACUUUGGGAUCACUAUGGCUUUGCAGUUGGAUGCCAAAAGCAAGGCGCAUCUACAGGCUUUGCCUAUACGUCUUCAAACGAUCCUUCUGGUGCGUGGUUUUCUUUGCCUGCGGCCUGUCCGGCUUUACCGAUUGGAAAAAAGGACGAGGCAUGUAUGACGCAGUAUCCUGGCGGCAGGUGUGAUGAUUUGUCAGUAUCAUCCUCCUGCACUUACAGCACCGAUUUUGCCGGCGAGGUUUUCUUAGACGAUCUUGCAGGGAUCAACAACUAUGCAAAAUGGCAGAGAGAAGGACAUUUGGAGUAUGACCCACUGAAAGACAAAGGUGUUGGGACAUCGUUUUGGAACUUCCGAGGGAGCACCGCAUGGUGUGAAAGGCGCAUGCAGCGCGUCCGAAGCUUGUUCAAAGAGCGUUAUCCUUUACUUCCAGAAGACCUUCCUGCUCCGGCAUGCUUUUGA
Messenger RNA from Durusdinium trenchii, 1215 nucleotides. Lineage: Eukaryota; Dinophyceae; Suessiales; Symbiodiniaceae. The record is from the annotation of a GenBank genome assembly.